GGAGAGAGAAAGCUCAGCAAUAGAGGAGUAGAUAGCUUGCUCUUUUAACAUGACAAAGCCUACAUUUCAGCAAACUCUAUCUCACUCCUCUCUCUUUCUCACUAACUAUAAGGCCUAUACAUAAACUCCCAUAAAACUGAACUAACUCUUGAUCUUCAAAGGGCAAACAGAGAGAGAGAGAGAGAGAGAGAGGAAAUGGCAAUCAAGGGGAACUUCAACGGUAGCAGCAGCAAUGGCGGGAACAGCAACAGAGGGAGGCCGUAUGGGGUAAUGCUGCUGAUCGCAUUUGGUGCUGCUUUGCUUGGAGUUCUAGUGGUUCACAAGCUCAGAGAAAGGCGCAUCUUCAAUCUCCUUGUCACUGACAAAGAACAACAGCUCUUCUCCCUUCACCUUCUCCUGCAGAAGGAGAGAGAGCAGAGCAGUGAAAUGAAGAGAAAAGCAGAGGACAUGACAGCAGCGCUCCAGAAAGUGACGACCGAGAAGAUGGAGCUUGAGAGGAGAGUGGUGGAGCUGCAAUCCAGCAUCGAUUCCCUAAAAGACGAAGGGAAGGCCUUGGAGAUUGCUCUCGAGGAGAAGCAGAGCGAGAUCAAGUUGCUGAGAAGGGAUGCAACUCCCGCAGACGAUGGAGACAAGAAAAGUAAUCCCCAAGUUGCUGAGAGUCUGAAGCAGAAGGAAGCUGAAAAUCUGGAGUUGAAGAAGCAUCGUCAUCGUCAUCAUCAACAUCGUGGGGUCGAGAACCCAGUCAAGGUCUGGUCAGCGGGUUCGGAUGAGGAUCCUUCAUCAAAACCUCUUUCCACCAAUGGGACAAAGACGGCAGAUGAUGCAGUAGUAGCAGUAGGUCAGGAGAAGAAGGAUGAAGCGUCUAGGAAGCUAUCUGAUGGGGAGAAUGCCAUGGUUGGGAAUAAUGGAAGUGAUAAUAGGAGGAAGUUGUCAAGAGAAGAAGGAUUAUUGCCUGCCUCUGUAGCUGGAAGCAAUGGAACUACUUCUCCAGGAGAAGCUGCAAGGAAAACGAAACAUGUCCACUCGAGAAAGGCCAGAGGAAAGAAGUGGAGGGUGGGUGCUAGAAACAGAUGGUUGGGGAACAACAAGAUGAGCAAUGAAGAUGACAACGAAGAAGACGGUGAAGGUGAAGGGGGCAAGAGAAGUACUACUUCGACCAUGAAGGAAAUAGCAGCAGUAAAUGAGUCAGGGGAUUCUUCGGGUGCUCAAUUAUCAAAGCCAGAAAACUCAGAAAACAGUUCAGGGAAAAGGGACGACAGAUUAAGCAAAGGUACUUUCAAGCUGGAGGAAGGCAAUGACGUAUCUCAGACUGAUGGAGUCGCCAUGGAUAGAACCUCAAGUAAUGACAAUAAUGCAGAUUCUAUCUACAAAAAGGAAUCAGAGUCAGUUUCAGAUUCAUCGGAGCAACAAAGAGACGAGUACAAAGACGAAACAGACCCAUCUGAGUUCUGACCGAAUGAGAUCUCUUUAGAAGAGGUGUUAGUCUCUGAAAUUUCAAGUGGAGAGGGAAUCAGUGAAUUUCCCUGCUCCUGUCGUUGCUGUAUUUCUAACCAAGUUUUUGGAUGGGUUUCUGGAUAAAAUAAUGACCACUUGUUAUGUUCAUUGAGAACAAAAGCAGUCUCCAAGCUUUAAACUUCGA
Messenger RNA from Linum tenue, 1639 nucleotides. The record is from the annotation of a GenBank genome assembly. NCBI's taxonomy places the organism in Eukaryota, Viridiplantae, Streptophyta, Magnoliopsida, Malpighiales, Linaceae.